AAUCCUUUACCAUCAUAGCAAUGUCAACAGCAACCGUACAACGUGGCUUAGCACCAGCGUCAAUCCUCCAAGGAGGUGUUGUCGACAGUGUACAACGUGCACUCAGCCAGCUCAAUGCUAAAGACACUCCUAUUGAGAAAUAUAUCUUCCUCAGUCAACUCAGAAGCACUGCCAAGGAUACUUUCUAUCGCCUCUUGAUUGACAACAUUAUUGACAUUUGUCCGUACGUCUACACACCAACCGUUGGGGCGGCAUGUCAACUCUACUCAAACAUCUACCGCAAACCGGAUGCUUUAUACCUCAGUUAUCAAGAUCGUGGCCAUCUCGCUGAGAUUAUGUCCAAUUGGCCACAAAAAGAUAUCAGAAUCGCAGUUGUCAGUGACGGUAGCCGCAUCCUAGGUCUCGGUGACUUGGGUAUAGGUGGUUGUCAAAUUUCUGUUGGAAAAUUGACCCUCUACGUUGGUGGUGCCGGUAUCAAACCCGAAGGCACCCUUCCAAUCAUCCUUGACAUGGGUACCAACAAUGAAGCACUCCUGAAUGAUCCUCUCUACCUCGGUCUCAAAAUGAAGAGAGUUUACGACGACGAAUUCAUGGAUGAGUUUUACACAGCUACCAGAACCGUAUUCAAGGACUGUCUUAUUCAAUUUGAAGACUUUUCUUCUGAAUCUGCAUUCAAGUACCUUGACAGAUACAGAUACAAGAAAAAUGCUGUAAUUAGCAACGACGGUACGCCAUACGGUGGUAAAUGCUUCAACGAUGAUAUCCAAGGAACUGGAGCUGUCAUACUUGCCGGUUUCAUCAAUGCCGUCAAAUUAGCUUCCGCUGCAUCAGGACGUUCUCUCUUCGAUCAACGUAUUGUCUUCUUCGGUGCAGGAAGUGCAGGUGUUGGUGUUGCCAUGCAACUCGUGGAAUUUUUCACAAGGAAUGGCUUUACUCUCGAAGAAGCUAAGCAGAAGUUCUACUUGGUUGAUAGUAAAGGUCUUGUCACCGACGAUCGUGGAGAUAAGCUCCCUGAACACAAGAAAGCACUUUCACGUAAGGCAGGUGGCCCACAAUACAGAACUCUCGAAGAGAUUGUUGAAAAUGUACGUCCUACGGCUCUUAUUGGACUGUCUACAGUUGGUGGAGCUUUCAACGAGAAGGUUGUCAGAAUGAUGGCUGAAUUUAAGACACGCCCAAUCAUUUUCCCAUUGUCUAAUCCAUCCCAUUUGUCAGAAUGCACAUUUGAGGAUGCCAUCAAGUGGACGAAUGGUAAGGUCAUCUUCGCGUCAGGUUCACCAUUCAAGGCAGUUACCUACAAUAGCAAAACAUAUGAAUCAAACCAAGGUAACAACUUCCUCAGUUUCCCUGGUAUUGGAUUAGGUUGCAUUUUAUCAAAAGCUAACGAAGUAAAUGACGAUAUGAUCUACGAAUCUGCGUUAGCAUUAUCAGAAUCAUUAGAUGAAACUGAAUCUGCUACCUUACUUUACCCACGUCUUCACAGGAUCAGAGACGUCUCCGCUACUAUCGCUACCAGAGUUGCUCAAGCGGCCGCCAAGACUGGCGUAGCGGAGAAUGAGAAACUCUAUGGAAUGUCAACUGAGCAGAUCCUCGAAUACAUCAAAUCAAAGCAAUACAAUCCAUCACCAUUCUAGAUAUCCCGAUGGAUAGCUAUUAACUUUUCUGUAAAAGUUUUUUUUUGGUCUUAUGUUCUUAUGUAUAAAUAUACGUUCUUCG
Wallemia mellicola CBS 633.66 is the source of this 1716-nucleotide messenger RNA. RefSeq lists its product as hypothetical. The coding region runs from base 21 to 1634 and encodes 537 amino acids. NCBI's taxonomy places the organism in Eukaryota, Fungi, Basidiomycota, Wallemiomycetes, Wallemiales, Wallemiaceae. The transcript is spliced from 7 exons. The record is from RefSeq and is a predicted model, not a curated record. Gene Ontology annotation, molecular function: NAD binding; malate dehydrogenase (decarboxylating) (NAD+) activity. Gene Ontology annotation, cellular component: mitochondrion. Gene Ontology annotation, biological process: pyruvate metabolic process; malate metabolic process.